Messenger RNA from Blepharisma stoltei, 300 nucleotides. The record is from the annotation of a GenBank genome assembly. Lineage: Eukaryota; Ciliophora; Heterotrichea; Heterotrichida; Blepharismidae.
AUGUUAGGAAGAACUCUUGAAGAAAUGGAAUGCUAUGACCAAGCAAUUAGAGCCGAUCCGAAUUAUCGUCUGGCUUACAAUAAUAAGGGAAUUCUUCUUAGUGAAUCAGGAAGGUUUUUGGAAGCAAUUGAAUGCUUUGAUCAAGUAAUAAGACUCAAAUCAGAUGAUUAUAUAGCCUAUAAUAAUAAAGGAAAUGCACUUAAGGAUUUAGGAAGAAACCUAGAGGCAAUAGAAUUCUAUAACGGUGCAAUUAAACUUAAACCUGAUUUUGCUGAUCCUCACAAUUCAUGUAGAAAAUAA